This is a messenger RNA of Frankliniella occidentalis (western flower thrips), 1338 nucleotides long. RefSeq lists its product as uncharacterized. Gene Ontology annotation, biological process: negative regulation of MAPK cascade. The coding region runs from base 157 to 726 and encodes 189 amino acids. The transcript has 2 exons. The record is from RefSeq and is a predicted model, not a curated record. NCBI's taxonomy places the organism in Eukaryota, Metazoa, Arthropoda, Insecta, Thysanoptera, Thripidae. Gene Ontology annotation, cellular component: cytoplasm; cytosol. Gene Ontology annotation, molecular function: MAP kinase tyrosine/serine/threonine phosphatase activity; protein tyrosine/threonine phosphatase activity.
AAAUUCUGGAGGAAUUGUGCAUAGUGUUUCUGUUUUCUGUUCCGACGCUGACUUUCUGCUUCUCUUGUAGAUGAGGCGCGGUCCAACCAGAAGGGCGUCCUUGUGCACUGUCUGGCGGGAGUGAGCCGCUCCGUCACCAUCACCGUCGCCUACCUCAUGUACAAGAUGUCGCUCAGCCUCAACGACGCCUUCAACCUGGUACGGUCGCGCAAGUCCAAUAUCGCGCCCAACUUCCACUUCAUGGAGCAACUGUACAACUUCGAGCGGGAGCUGCAGACCCAGCCAGGCUGGGGCCACUCUCGGGGCGACUCGGUCGAGUCUGUGAGCGACCCGAUCGGGCUGGCCUCCCCCGCGGACAGCCUCGUGGACAGCUUGGCCACACCGGACUCGUCCGGUUCAGGGCUGGUCCCAAGGCGGAGCCCUGGGCCAGGACCGGAUGCGGACCUGGAGGACGGCGAUGACCGAGGGGGAGGAGCGCGGAGCCGACUGCGACACCGCCCGAGUGCUGGCGGCAGCAGGCAGUGUCCGCAGUGCUCUGCGUCGUCCUCCGAGUGCAAGUGCACGGCCACGCAACUACCCCAGUUCCUCAGCCCCCUGGGCAUCGGCCAGAGUCCGGACUCUGGCAUCGAAUUCGACAGGUGGACGAGCUCCAGCACCCCCGGGUCCGCACCCGCUCCCAGCGGUGGGCCGUGCUCAGGCCCGGGUCCGGGCUCGGGGGCCGAUUGAGAAGAACAGGGGGGGACUCGCUACCGCUUCUAAACCCGACCCGACCUCGACACCGGAGGCAGUGCAGAGUGGGAGCUCUCGUGCCCGCUCGACUAACUGUUGGUCCAUCGACUGUCUCGGGCUCCAAUACUGGUACGACUCCCGCACCAUGUACUGACCUUGGCUGGUGGGACCAGUAGAGUGAACAAACAGAUACAAGGAAGAAUGCCGAUUUGAAAAAACAGACCUUUUAGGCGAAUUUUCUUUUUUAAUGAGAAUGAUCCUACUGACUGAUAAAAAUGGUGAUAGUGACAUCUUAUUCUUCCAGUUAAACUCAUGUGCCUCACUCUACUGGGUUUAGUCGGGAUCGUUUUGGAAGUGGUUGGCAUCCUCCCCUGUAUAGUGAAAAGCAACACACAUCGUUUGGACGAUGUGAGAGUUGUACUUGUGAUGUUAAUAGGUAUUGUUUUAAUUUGAUUUACAAAUGUAUCUUGUCAACAGAUAAGACUUAUGGUUGGAGCUCAAAAAUCAGUUUUCUGCAUGACUGCUUCACGAAUAAGAAACUUAUGUACAGGGUGAUUUCAAAAAGAUGAAAUGUCACCAACCAAACAACAGAAUUUUCAGAAACAAUUG